AUGGAGUUCCAGACGGUUACCCACACGACAAAUGAACAGGUCCAGACUGAACCUCAGCAGUGGAGACAAAAGCAUCUUUCCAGCUUCCAUGGAGAAUGUGAGGAGACAGAAAAAGAUUCAACCAUUGAGAGCUUCGUAACAAAUUUUUCAAAUAUCUAUGAGUCAGACCUUUUGCCUGCUCGAAAUGGUGAGGAAUUGACAGAGCAUUUCCUUCAUGAAGUGGUAGAUAUUUUCUUGAAUUAUAUAAAGAAGACCUAUGAUGGAAAGAGUAAAGUUUUGGAUUUCCAUCAUCCUCAUCAGCUUUUGGAAGGGCUGGAAGGCUUCAGUGUGGAACUCUCUGAUCAACCAGAACCUUUGGAACAAAUACUUGUGGAUUGUAGGGAUACCUUGAAAUAUGGAGUAAAAACAGGACACCCUCGUUAUUUCAAUCAACUCUCCAGUGGCCUUGACAUCAUAGGGCUUGCUGGGGAAUGGCUGACAGCUACAGCGAAUACAAACAUGUUUACUUAUGAAAUAGCACCAGUAUUCAUUGUAAUGGAGGAAAUCCUACUUAAGAAAAUGCAUGAAAUUAUUGGAUGGGGAGAAAGUGAAGCAGAUGGCGUAUUUUCUCCUGGGGGAAGUAUCUCAAACCUCUACAGUGUUUUGGUUGCACGCUAUAAACGUUUCCCGGAGAUUAAAACCAAAGGCAUGGCAGCUCUUCCAGACAUUGCACUGUUUGUUUCUGAACAUAGCCAUUAUUCUGUAAAGAAAGCUGCAGCAGUUCUUGGGAUCGGCAUGGAUAAUGUUAUUGCUGUCAAGUGUGAUGAAAGGGGGAAGAUGAUUCCAUCUGAACUGGAGGGAAACAUUCUCAAAGUUAAAAGACAGGGCAAAGUACCAUUGUAUGUUAGUGCCACAGCUGGGACAACAGUGUAUGGAGCCUUUGAUCCUCUCGCCAGCAUUGCUGACAUUUGUGAGAAGUACAGCCUCUGGAUGCAUGUAGAUGCGGCCUGGGGAGGUGGUUUGUUGCUGUCAAGAAGGCAUUCCCAUAAACUGAGUGGCAUUGAAAGGGCCAAUUCUGUUACCUGGAAUCCUCACAAAUUGAUGGCUGUUCCACUGCAGUGCUCAGCUUUCUUAAUCCGAGAGAAGGGUCUUCUCCAAGCCUGUAAUCAGCUCUGUGCUGAAUAUCUCUUCCAACCAGACAAACAGUAUGACACAGCUUAUGACACUGGAGACAAGACAAUUCAGUGUGGUCGGCAUGUUGACGUCUUCAAACUCUGGCUGAUGUGGAGAGCUAAGGGCACACAAGGGUUUGAAAUUCUUAUCAACAAACUUAUGGAACUUGCAGAAUACCUUUAUAAGGAACUGAAGGCAAGAAAAAACUAUGAGCUUGUAUUUGAUGCUGAGCCUGAAUUCACCAAUGUAUGUUUCUGGUACAUCCCGCCAAGUCUUCGACAGAUUCCAAAGGGACCAGAGAGAGGGAAAAUACUUCAUCAGGUUGCUCCAAAGAUCAAAGCAAGGAUGAUAGAAGAAGGCACUACACUGGUUAGCUAUCAGCCUCAUGGGGACAAUGUGAAUUUUUUCAGAAUGGUCUUCUCUAACCCAGCAACCAAGAAAUCGGAUGUUAAUUUCCUCUUGGAAGAAAUUGAAAGACUUGGGAAGGAUUUGUGAUAGCUGACAUUAAAUCUUGAAAAAGGGGACCAAUGUUACAUUGGCAUAAUGGAUUCUGUAUUCAUCAUUAUUUGUUCUGCAUUGUGCUGUGCCGAACCUUUUUCUCCCUUUCCUUCCUAGCAAUUAAUGGUGGGUUUGGGGUGAAAAAAAGAGGCUUUACAAAAGAGGGAGAGAACUUUGAUUAAAUUUUACAUUGGAGUACCGGAGCUUGUGCUCACCUUAUUAAGUGUAUGAGGUGGCCAAGAAGACUUUAUCUUUUCUUAACUUUGGAAAUGCACUCCACCCCUGUGCCCAGAGCAGCGGAGGGUUUUCUCUCUCUCACAC
Molecule: messenger RNA, 1971 nt
Organism: Elgaria multicarinata webbii
Lineage: Eukaryota; Metazoa; Chordata; Lepidosauria; Squamata; Anguidae
Product: glutamate decarboxylase 1-like
Exons: 15
Coding region: 1-1647 (548 amino acids)
Biological process (GO): GABA biosynthetic process
Cellular component (GO): cytoplasm
Molecular function (GO): pyridoxal phosphate binding; glutamate decarboxylase activity
Source: RefSeq, a predicted model, not a curated record